Messenger RNA from Ciona intestinalis (vase tunicate), 695 nucleotides. The record is from RefSeq and is a predicted model, not a curated record. Lineage: Eukaryota; Metazoa; Chordata; Ascidiacea; Phlebobranchia; Cionidae.
ACAACUGAAAACAGCGAAUUCUGUAAAUUAUGUCAAACACUGAGAUAGAAACUGCUCUAGAAGCUGUGAAGAGUGCUGUUUUCUGUCAGACUACUGAAGAAUCGCAGUCCUAUUAUGACGUUUGGAGUAAACGUUAUGACAGCGACACAUCAACUCUGGGAUCUUUAAGUACCAUAAAAAUAACAGAAAUGUUUUCUAAACAUGUAACAGAUUUGAGCAACUGCCAAGUACUGGACCUCGGAGGCGGAACUGGAAGAGUUUCUUACAAUCUCCGAAAUCGCAUUCAUUUAAAAGGAGACAUAGACAUACUUGAUGCAAACAUGAAUAUGCUAUAUGAGGCUAAUCAAAAAGACAUAAAUUUCAGAAAUAUUCUUCGCCAUUUUGUUACUGAAAACGGGAAUCUCCCUAUGAGUGACGAAAUGUAUGACGUCGUUGUCAGUUCAGGAACGUUUUUACCAAAUCAUAUUCCCGUAACUUCUAUUUUCGGAAUAAUCAACGUUAUCAAAAGAGGUGGUUUACUACUGAUUACAAGAAGAUUGAAAACCACAGAAGGAUACGGCCACCAAUUUGUAGAAAAUGUUGAAAAGUUAUGCUCGGAAAAAAAGUUGAAAUAUGUCGAUCAUAUGGAGUAUGUACAUUUUACAAAAGUUGAAGAUAAAUUUCCGUCUGUCUGUUUUGUCUAUCAACGGUUGUAA